GCCAAUAACAGGAACACCAAGGCAUCAUUACAAGCUCGGUUACAGCUAAACAGACAGAGUUGCGGGAUUAUCAAAAGGCCGGGAAAAACAGAGAGACAGGUGCAGAGGAUGUCCAGAGGUGACUGGGGUUUUCUAGAAAACCUGUUAGAGGAAAGUCAGGAGUACUCAACUGGUGUUGGACGUGUGUGGCUCACUGUUCUUUUUCUCUUCCGUAUCCUCGUCUUGUGUACUGCAGCUGAGUCUGCAUGGGAUGACGAACAGGCCGAUUUUGUUUGCAACACCAAACAGCCCGGCUGUGAGGCUGUGUGCUACGACAAGGCUUUUCCUGUCUCUCAUUUCCGUUACUUUAUUCUGCAGGUCAUCUUUGUCUCUACACCCACCAUUUUAUAUUUUGGUUACGUGGCACUAAAGAAAAACAAGGUGCUAGAAGAGGAGAAAGAGAAGCAGCAUGGGAGACAGAAGGACCAAAAAGGCAAAGAAUUCAAGCUAGAUGUGAUACAGGAAGAGAAUGAAGAUGGGAAACCUCCACUAAAGGAAAAGAAGCUUCCUUUGCUCAGGGGGAAGCUACUGGGUGCAUACACUGUCAGCAUCAUCCUCAAAGUCCUAAUUGAGGUUGGCUUUAUUGUUGGGUUGUGGUUCCUCUAUGGAUUUGUAAUUCAACCCAAGUAUGAAUGUCAGAGAAGUCCCUGCCCCCACACGGUGGACUGUUUUGUCUCUCGGCCCACUGAGAAGACCAUUUUCACUAUAUAUAUUCAGGCCAUCGCAUCGGUCUCUGUGUUGCUCAAUGUUGUAGAGCUUUUCCACCUUCUUCAACUGUCCAUUACACAUUACAUGGAGAAGAAGUACCAAUGUCAGCAGAUAGGAGUGCCACGAGUAAUAGAGAAAACUCCAACAAAACUGAGGUCAACCAAAGAUCGGGAUCGAACUUACCAGGAAAAAGGCCAUCUCUGUCUUCCAGCAGAAAACAGCAGCUAUGCUGAGUCUGUCAUGGACUGGACUGAGAGUAUUCCGCGCCCAUCAGAGAAUAUGCUUCCAACAUACUUAAUCUGUAUCAGUGGCACCACAAAUAGAGGUCACUACAAAGAGGAUGUUCGCACCAAACCCAAUAAAAGUGCUGCUAAAGAGAAACACUCCAAUGAUCAACAUUAUGUAUGAGCUCAGACGAUCAGUAUAUGUUCGUGUGUUUUGGAAAAUCAGAGGGUGGGAUGAAAUUCCACUUUCUGUUCCCAAAGCACUUCUGUGAGACAGAUGCCAUUUCCUCCAUUUCCUGUUUGGAUAAAGUGGAAUGUACUUUCUUGUAGACUGAACAUUUAAGGAUGGGAAAGAGAGAAAGGGUAACACUGAUUGUCAAGCAUUAGUUAUUAGCAUUAGCAUCAGUAAAUAAGGUACAGUGAAACAUCAUAAUUUAAGGAAUAGUCUACUGUAGAGUGUUAAAAUUUUUGCUCAACCUAAUGCCUGCUAAUGAGCCAAAGUGUAUGUUGUAUAUGUUAAUGUGUUUGAUUAUACAUGUUCAUACUGUAUACAUGUGUCUUCUAUAUGUAGCUACAUAUAUAAAUAACAUAUUAAUGAACAGUGUAGUAAAGAUGCAGGAUUUAGGUUUUAACAUUAGUGGGCACUGAAUAGCCACAACACAGUUUCUUUAAUUAUAGUAUUUAACAUUUAAGAUGCAUAAGGUAGCUACAUUCUAGGCCUAAUCACUAAGACGUUUUUGUUUCCUUUUUCACUCUGUUUCUAUAAAUCCACAGCUGAUACCUGCAAAUAAUGUUGGAUAACAGCAUUGCAUGUUUGCUUACAAGUGAAUUGAUUUUCGAAUUAGUACUAGCUAGCUAGCAGGCGCCAAAGAAUCAGAUGCAGUUGCAGGUAAAAUUCAGUUAAAUAAUAAACUCAGGCAAACCGUCAAAAUCAGCACAUAGUAUCAAAAACAUUAGGCAGGCUAUGGUCAGGUGAUUAGCAAAGCAAAGCAAAAUCAGCAAUGUAAGAAUGGUUUAAGGGUCAAAUUGUGAAAUCAGAAAGGCUUCAAAGGCUUGGUAAUGUUUUACAACAAAAUUAAAUUAAUUAAAUGAUUCUGAAAGAAA
Molecule: messenger RNA, 2075 nt
Organism: Tachysurus vachellii
Lineage: Eukaryota; Metazoa; Chordata; Actinopteri; Siluriformes; Bagridae
Gene: gja4
Product: gap junction protein alpha 4
Exons: 2
Coding region: 109-1155 (348 amino acids)
Biological process (GO): cell communication
Cellular component (GO): connexin complex
Source: RefSeq, a predicted model, not a curated record